This is a messenger RNA of Salvia miltiorrhiza (redroot sage), 823 nucleotides long. RefSeq lists its product as uncharacterized. The transcript has 5 exons. The coding region runs from base 215 to 643 and encodes 142 amino acids. The record is from RefSeq and is a predicted model, not a curated record. Lineage: Eukaryota; Viridiplantae; Streptophyta; Magnoliopsida; Lamiales; Lamiaceae. Gene Ontology annotation, molecular function: DNA binding; peptidyl-prolyl cis-trans isomerase activity. Gene Ontology annotation, biological process: rRNA processing.
GAUUUUUUAUUUUGGAAUAUGCUACGUAAGUAAAAUAUAAAAACCAAAUAAUCAAAGAAUUGGGGGUGCAAAUGAGACCAGGGUUUUACGGGGUAAAAUCGUCAAAUCAGAGUCGCGAAAUCCACUAGUAGGAAUGAGACGACGAACAUGUAUAAUUUGCAUUAGAUUUUUGUGCUUCAUCUCUCAGCAACUCUAAAUUAUUCACUUCCGAGUGAUGGGGAAGGAUUCCAAGUCAGCAGGAAAAGGCAAGGGAAAGCAAGCAGCCGGGGGUAGUGACGAUGCUGCAUCGAAGGGCAAAGCAAAAGGAGGGAAAGGAGAUGGUUUAGGAACUUGCACAUAUGUCAAAGCUAGACAUAUCUUGUGUGAGAAGCAAGGAAAGAUCAACGAAGCCUAUAAGAAGCUACAGGAUGGCUGGCUCAGUAACGGAGACAAAGUUCCACCCGCUGAGUUUGCUAAGAUAGCUGCAGAAUAUUCGGAAUGCCCAUCGGGGAAGAAGGGUGGGGAUCUAGGAUGGUUCCCACGUGGUAAGAUGGCUGGUCCGUUUCAGGAGGUUGCGUUCAACACACCUGUUGGAGUGACCAGUGCACCAUUUAAAUCGACGCAUGGCUACCACAUCAUCUUGUCUGAAGGGAGGAAGAACUGAGGUGCAGAGUCUUGUGUUUGCAGCUGAAUCAUAUGUUGACCAUCAAACUAUAGGCAUUUGAGGCACAAACUAGUGAACUGUGGCUGUUUCUGUCAAGUAUAAUUUGUACACUUUAUGACAAACUGUGCAAGAUUUAAUAAACACUCUUCUGGUUUGUGAGUUGCCUUUUUGGUAAAAUCA